Messenger RNA from Fusarium verticillioides 7600, 330 nucleotides. RefSeq lists its product as hypothetical. The record is from RefSeq and is a predicted model, not a curated record. The coding region runs from base 1 to 330 and encodes 109 amino acids. The transcript has a single exon. NCBI's taxonomy places the organism in Eukaryota, Fungi, Ascomycota, Sordariomycetes, Hypocreales, Nectriaceae.
AUGAAUGGGAGAUUUGUCAAAUUGCGCAACAGACUGAGUCAAAGGCUAUGGGGUCGUGCGGAUACACGGAUGAUGGGGUUGUUGCGAGUGUGUCGGAAUAUUGUCAGCAGUGUCCGCCUGAUGAUCGGAAGUGGAAUAAGGUUACGCUUAAUAGUGAAACCAAGACACAGUUGGCUUGAGGAGUUGUUGGAUGUAUAUGGCGAUCAUGUUUUGUUUGUUCUGAGGAGGAAUGGGCUUGGCGACGACGCAUCACGACUACAAACAACUCUUUCACUCACCGACGUGUAUCAUCUUCACUUACCUUCCAAAACAUCACUCCUUACACGCUGA